UGCAGUCUUGCAACCAUGCCAGGAUUCCUUCUCCCCCUGCAAAUCAGCAGGCUGUCUGGAGCCCUUGGGAGGUUGUGGAGGGUGUGGGGCAGCUGUCCCGUAACACUGCAAGGUGGUGGAAGACAGGGUGUGUGUAGUGGAGGUGGGGUUCCCGUUCGCAGGGUGCCAGCCCACUGGGGCUUUGCAAGGGGCAUCCGGAGCUGGGCAGCUGCUCCGUUGGCCAUGGCAGCCAAGGUGGAUCUGACCACGUCCACUGACUGGAAGGAGGCCAAAUCGUUUCUGAAAGGGUUGAGUGCUAAGCAGAGGCGAGACCAUUAUUUCACCAAGGAUUUCAUUAAACUGAAGCAAAUGCCCUCAUGGAAAGAAAUGGCAAAAAGUGCCCGGGUUAAGCCCCCAGAAGAGGCCGUCUACCCGAAAGACAAUCAUCUGAACGAGAAGAUCUCUCUCUUCCGUGGCGAUAUCACCAAGCUGGAGGUGGACGCAAUUGUCAACGCUGAUCAGGGGCCGGGGCAAGAGAAUUGUCAAGCCGUGGUCCCCGGGAGCAGUGUCGUCGUCACGCCCUUUGGCACCUUUUCCCCGUUGCCUUGGCUGGUGCCGCUGCUCCUUCAGGCUUUCCCCAGGGUUGAGCUUUAG
Messenger RNA from Gekko japonicus, 633 nucleotides. It is a transcript of the gene MACROD1, whose product is annotated as MACRO domain containing 1. NCBI's taxonomy places the organism in Eukaryota, Metazoa, Chordata, Lepidosauria, Squamata, Gekkonidae. The transcript is spliced from 4 exons. The record is from RefSeq and is a predicted model, not a curated record. Bases 16 to 633 code for a protein of 205 amino acids.